AUAUCACUUGCUGCCACACUGGAUGUGCGUCAUUUUCAGAAACGCCGCGAAUAUUUUGCCAUUGAAAUCUAGUUAAGCACUGGAAUUUCGCAACGCGCAGCAGCAAAGCAAACAACAAACAUGUCGGGCACAACGCAGAAACACAGGAACUUCGUUGCGGAGCCGAUGGGCAACAAGUCGGUGACGGAACUGGCCGGAAUUGGGGAAACGCUCGGUGGACGCUUGAAAGACGCUGGAUUCGAUAUGGCCUACACCGUGUUGGGACAGUAUCUGGUGCUGAAAAAGGACGAGGAGCUCUUCAAGGACUGGAUGAAGGAGGUGUGCCACGCCAGCUCCAAGCAGGCAUCCGAUUGCUACAACUGCCUCAACGAUUGGUGCGAGGAGUUCUUGUAAGAGGUGGACACACAAGCCAUCCGAGUAAUUCGAUCAAAAGGAAUCUGCUAAAGGCAUCGGCCAAACAUUUUUAUUCGCAGUCAACGAAAGUGGCCGCAAUGCUAGCUAAGCAUUUGCCGUGUUCACUGUUAGUAUGUAUAGCUGUAAGGUGUAAUUUAAAUAAAUGUACAGUCAUGGAAA
Molecule: messenger RNA, 573 nt
Organism: Drosophila simulans
Lineage: Eukaryota; Metazoa; Arthropoda; Insecta; Diptera; Drosophilidae
Gene: baf
Product: barrier-to-autointegration factor
Exons: 2
Coding region: 121-393 (90 amino acids)
Molecular function (GO): DNA binding
Source: RefSeq, a predicted model, not a curated record